ACUCAUCUCAGGCACAGCGCAGGGGUUCAGAGCUAACCAGCUAGCAAGUGAGCGGCGCUCGGCGGGGAGAGAGGGAGAGAGAGAGACGCGGACCGGCGAGGCAGGCCGGUCCAGGAGCGGGCGCCGGGGAAGGGGUCCAGGUCCGAGCGUCGGAGCCGCGGCACAGGGAGCGGGGCUACGUCUCUCUCAGCUCGAACCCCACGGGCUGCGGGACAGGCGCAGGCUACCUUUUCCUUCUAGUCAAGUGUCCGAGCAGCUCCGAAACUCAGGCGGCGCGUCGGCCACAGGAAGUUUAUUUUCAGCUCCUUUUCUAAAAGGAGGAAAUAGAAGUUUCUCCAAGCAGGCAGCCUUUCUUUUCGCUUUUUUUUUUUUUCUUUUUUUGCUUUGCUCGAAAUCGGGGGCCCGAAGACCCGGCAGGCGCGACUUGCCGGGCUCCCGUUCUUUUUUAAUUUCCAAUUUUUUAUUGAGCCGGCGAUCCCGGCUGGGCUCCGGCUGCGCGCGGGGGCGGGAGAGCGCGCGCAGGGGAGGGACCGAGGGACGCGCUGACUUUUUAGAGGGAGGGACUGGGUGGACAACCGGUCCCGCGGCGCUUGUAGAGCAGGAAAGAACUGCAGCGCUCGGCUCUCAGGGAGGACCUAUCCCGCGUGUCGUCGCGCCCGCCGCCGUGCGGAACAAGCCGGGGAGCAGAGACUAGAGCCCAGGCGCGGCCCGCAGGGAGCGAGCGCGUAGCAGCCAGUGCGCGGCCGCGGCGAGGGCGGGGAAAGAAAAACACCCUGUUUCCUCUCGGGCCCCCACCGCGGAUCAUGUACCAGGAUUAUCCCGGGAACUUUGACACCUCGUCCCGGGGCAGCAGCGGCUCUCCUGCGCACGCCGAGUCCUACUCCAGCGGCGGCGGCGGCCAGCAGAAAUUCCGGGUAGAUAUGCCUGGUUCAGGCAGUGCCUUCAUCCCCACCAUCAACGCCAUCACGACCAGCCAGGACCUGCAGUGGAUGGUGCAGCCCACGGUGAUCACCUCCAUGUCCAACCCGUACACCCGCUCGCACCCCUACAGCCCCCUGCCGGGCCUGGCCUCUGUCCCUGGGCACAUGGCCCUCCCAAGACCUGGCGUGAUCAAGACGAUCGGCACCACCGUGGGUCGCAGGAGGAGAGAUGAACAGCUGUCCCCUGAAGAGGAGGAGAAGCGUCGAAUCCGGAGGGAAAGGAACAAGCUGGCCGCCGCCAAGUGCCGGAACCGACGUCGGGAGCUGACGGAGAAGCUGCAGGCGGAGACAGAGGAACUGGAGGAGGAAAAGUCAGGCCUGCAGAAAGAGAUUGCUGAGCUGCAGAAGGAGAAGGAGAAGCUGGAGUUCAUGCUGGUGGCCCACGGGCCCGUGUGCAAGAUCAGCCCUGAGGAGCGCCGAUCGCCCCCAGCCCCCGGGCUGCCGGCCAUGCGCAGCGGGGGCAGUGGUGUGGGCGCCGUGGUGGUGAAGCAGGAGCCCCUGGAAGAGGACAGCCCCUCGUCCUCGUCGGCAGGGCUGGACAAGGCCCAGCGCUCAGUCAUCAAGCCCAUCAGCAUCGCGGGAGGCUUCUAUGGGGAGGAGCCCCUGCACACCCCCAUCGUGGUGACCUCCACGCCAGCCAUCACUCCGGGCACCGCGAACCUCGUCUUCACCUACCCCAGCGUCCUGGAGCAGGAGUCACCGGCCUCGCCCUCCGAGUCCUGCUCCAAGGCUCACCGCAGAAGCAGUAGCAGCGGGGACCAGUCAUCAGACUCCUUGAACUCCCCGACUCUGCUGGCUCUGUAGCCCAGCUGCCAGGGGCUCCUCGUCACUGCCUCCUUCCCAGGGACCAGCACCUUCCAGCGCUCCAGGGCUGUGAGGGCACGAGGGGGAUCCUGCCGGAGCGCUCCGGGCUCUGGGGAGACCUAGGUGGGGUUUGGCAGUGAGGCGCUGGAGGACUGCGAUGAUCUCUUGGAAGUCGUGAAACCUCCUCCCUCGUUCACCUUGCAAAGCGAAUCCUGUUUCUUGAAAAGCCUUGGAGAACUUAGUGUAGUGGACUCGUGCAUCUCUGGCUUCAGAAGAGCCUGAAGCUGGUGUGGACCAUUCCUGUCCCUUUGUUACUACGAAAUGUCUCCGGAGUGAUGGUGUCCUUCCCCGCCCCACCAAGCAUGCUCGGUGCCUUUGAUUUCACCUUCCCUCUAUUUGCCCCUUCCAUCCCCCAGUGUCAAUUUCACUUCCUCUUGGUUUUUAUCAAAUUUGCCAUGACAUUUCAUCUGGGUGGUCUGAAUAUUAAAACUCUUCAUUUCUGGAGAUGGGGCCGCAGGUGGCCCCUCCGCUGGGGCUGACUUGUCCAGAAGGGGACAGUCAAUGUGCAAUACAGAACCUUCCCUCUCCUGACACUGCCCGACCCACUACCACCUCCAGAGGCACCGGCAGCGCUCCCUGAGCCCUCGAGGAGAUGCCGCCAUCGCUGGGAAGCGCAGAGGACCCUUCCUCCCCAUCCUCGGAGUCGGCUCUUGGAGGAGCGGCGUGGCCAGAAGACAGGGUGUGAGUGACAGCCGGGGCACAGGUUGUGUUUGCCAAACGCCUAAUUAACAGGCCAGGAAUAGUGCCAACAAGCCACACGGUGUCCUAGCCGGCUUCCCUUCACCUGCUGUCUUGAGCGGGACAUCUCCUGUAAUUACUGCCUUGCCAUUCUGCCCCUGGACCCUUCUCUCCAGACCAGGGAGGUGUCCCUCCCUAAGAACCACACAUCACUCCUUGUCCCUGCCGGCUCCGCCCUCCCCCACCCUGGCUCUCAGAGUGAUGCCACCCACAGAGAUUUAAUGAGCGUGGGCCUGGCCCCUCCCCAGAUUGCUGCCACAUGGCCCCUCCCCAAGCUUCCAAGGCGCCUUUGCUGCAGAUGGGAAGGCAGAGGAGGGCAGGGGGAGGCCCGUGGAGUAGGACUCACCUCACACCAGCCCUGGUGCCUGGCUUGCCCUGUCCUGGCUACUCGCGUCUCUGAAGUGCCCAUUGCCAACUGAUGGAUCAAGUGCUUUCUCUUUAUACUCCCUAACCUCCUCAGCCCAGUGUGCUCUUUGGGUCCGACAGCUGGCCCAGAGCUGUUGCCGUGGCUUGGGGCUUAUGCACCAUUCCUGGGGGCUGCUGAAAUGGGAGCUAAGAUGGUGAUGUUUCUGGCUGCCCCCCUUCCCACAGGUGGAGGGUGGGGAAGGGCUCCUCCUGGCCCCAAAGAGCAGAGCUCAGCAGAGUUCAGCGUGGUCCCCGCCUGCCACCCCUCGGAGCCUUUUCCUCCGCAGGGCACAGCUCUUCCGGUCUUCCAGGGCUGGCCGCUGCUGGGCGAGCGCGGAGGGAGACCUCGCUGUUGUGAUUCAGCUUUGCAGAUUAUUGUAUGGUAAUUUAAAACUAUGUAGCUGUUAUUUAAAUCAAACCCAGUGGGGGCUAAAGGAGAGAGCAGUGACUGCUUAAAGCUCACCUGUUCCUUUCGCACGCCUAGGCCUCUGUGCUGGUCACUGAUUAACGUCCGUUGCCACGCACUAGACACACAAUGCAAUGGCGUAUGCUUAAAACGGCCCACUGUGACUGGAAGUGACGUGUGGAAGGAGAGGUGAUGAAAAGGGAUUUUGUCCAAAAAUUUUUUUUUAAAUGUUAUUUGCUACGUCCCUUGGCAGUGAUGCUGCCCUCCCAGUCCCCCAGAGGUCCUGGGAGAGGCGUGCCUGAUGAGAAUGGGCAAUUAGGUUUCUGGCUUCAGAUUGACCCAAGGAGCUGAGGUCAGCCAGGAGUGGCAGGAGCCGGGCAAAAAAAACUGGGGUGCUCUCUGCUCUGAAGAGCUUAAUCAUCUCAAGUGGUGUUUGCGGCCAAGUGGGAACUCUUUGCAUAUAUAUGUAUCUUAAAUGAAGCUGCUUUCUGGUGUUUCAUUUCUGAAAGUCCCUUUAUGCCCUAGUUUGCACAGCACUGAUCCCAAGGCAGGUCACAAUCUGUGACUUGAGGCCAGGCUGGUCAUUUCCUGAGAUGGAGUUUGGCUUUAGUGCAGACUUCAAGCCGUGUUGGCUUUUGGACCAGCAGAAGGCAGAAUCCCAACCACCUCACAGGACCUGAGAGGCCACCAAGCUGUGUUCCCAUUCAAGGCCCUCUGGCUUUGUUCUAGGAAGUGGUAGGCGGUUGUUUGGGGAAGGCUGGCUAUCACACCUAAGUCGUGAGCAUGUCCUCAGUUACUUCCUCUGGCUUGUUCUCCAAGUUCAUGUGCACACACCCCCCUCACUCUUGAUCACCAGACACCAGGCCCUGCUGUUCCCCCUGUGGCUCCAGCUGAGACAGCAGCUGCCGUGGGGGGCUUCGCACCUGGCUGGGAGCCGCUGUGCUUCCCCUGUGUCCCCAGCCGUGAGGCAGCUGGGGUGGACUCCAGCGGGGCUGCUGGCAGCUCUGGGACAGCAUAGGGCAGGCACUCCUCGACAAGCUAGUGUGAAAUACAGUCUUCGUGGCCACCUGGCGGGCCCGUCUGGGAACAGACCUCUUCCUGGCUGGGCAGAGGGGGACAGCGGCUGACACAGGAAAGAAAGGAGGUCCCAGGUGAAGCUUGGGAAAUAGCUGGGGCCAGCUCCAAGCACAGAAUUCACUCGGGAGGUUUUCAGAAAGAAGUCUUCAUUCUGCCUGUGUAAAAGGCCAGGUGAGUCCACUGUGGUCAGUCACACAGGCUCCUCGAAGCCCAGAGCCACCAGAGGCUGCUGCCUCUCUCAGGCUUUGGGGAGAGGCAUUUCCUCUCUGCUCCCACGUGGCUCCAAGUGUAAGGGUGGGCUCAACUCCAUAUGUAUCGAGACUUCUCUACCGUUGGUUGACGGACCAACAGUGCCCCUUGUAAUCUCGCCAUUUAACUUUUCAGGUUGAUUUCCUUCCUGAUCGGAUAUCUAUGUGGCCCCUUUAAGAAGGAAAAGAGUAAGCACCUACUAUGUGCCAGGCACUGUGUUAGGCACUUUUAUAUAUACCCUCUUUACGGUGAGACUAAGGAAUGAGGGCAUCCCUUAUUAAAGGUCCCCCAAACACGGAUAAACAAAAACUUGGAGGGGAGAAGGUCUUCAAAAAUCUAAGACAAGAUUGUCUUCAGUCUGAGGUUUGUUCCCAAAGACCCACCCCCUACAAUGUCCUUUCGCCUCCAACUUUCUUCUUUUCUCUCUACCCCGUGAUGUACUCCUUUGCACUCCUCAAAUGGCUGGGGGUGGGGGGGUUACUUGAGUCCUUGUAGAAUUUGUGGACCAAUGGGACAUGUGGUGUGGAUAACUUUCUUUUAAAAAUGGAAGUAAAGGGGUCUUGCUAAUUUCUGCUUGUUGAGUCUUUGGCAUUCCUCUUAAAAGCCAGCAUCUCACUAUUUAUUGACCGGUUGGGAUGUGCGUGUGCGUGUGCGUGUGCGUGUGCGUGUGCAUUUCCAGGCGUGCCCGUGUCCUCCUGCAGCUCUCACAAAGGAAACCCAGUCAUCCCACCACUAACUUGACAUCCUCUCCUGGUUCUAGUGUUUUGGCCAAACAUCAACAAAGGGUUUUAAUUUUCCAGUUCAGGAGGGGCCGGGUCGAAUUUUGAGGAGGGUAUGGGAAGGGGAGGGGGAGAAGAAAUUGACAUUUAUUUUAUUAUUUAUUUUAAAUGUUUACAUCUUUGUGUUGUACCAAGCCUGACUAGAAACAGAUAGCAUUAAAGUACUCAGUUCCUCCCUCUCUUUCUUCCUUGAUUUUUUUUUUUUAAGUUUAGGCUAAUAAUGCUUUUCUUUUGUUCCUGAAAUGAUUUGUGAGUUGUGCUAUAUAAACUGUAUAAAAAGGUCCUGUUUUUAAAGAUGGAUUGUCAUUCCACUGGGGACAGAGAUCCCCAAGAAGUCUGCAUUGUAAGAGAACACAACAAAAGGUCCUGCCCUGUCCCUUAAAAAGUAUCUUCUCUGUAUGAUUAAAAAGUUUAUUCCAGUUAUUUUAGUUUGUGGUUACUUGAUGUCAAAGAAGAAAAUAGUCACCUUUGUAUAAAGAGUAAGAUAUCGGGGUGUCUUUUCUGCCGUGGGAGAUGUAUGUGUAGUAUUUCCGUAUAUAGUGGAAAAUGAUGAGCUUUGUUUAUCAGUAUCUGAGAUACGUCAAUGAUGUGGAGUAAAGUCUGCUCUGAGAUCCCAGAGGCAAACAACUUGGAUUCCUACAGCCCUAUGGGGAAUUUAAUUACCUUCCUGAGCAUCUUCUGUCUCCUUUCUUUUCUUUCUUUUUUUUUUUCCCCCAAGUAUUGGUGAAAUGGUCCCAUUGGAAAGGCUUCUAAAAAGGCCUCUCCAGGCAGGACCCUGAGCUCAAAAAUUUUUGUACAGUUUUGAAAAUUGAGAAGUGUCUCCGCUCUGAAGCAUCUCUGGGGUGUUUCUUGUCUGGUUUUACUGUAAUACAAGCCUACAGUGUUUGCACUAACGAAAGCUUGUUGGAAAAAGCUUGCUGCUAUGGAAGAAAGGACGUACUGAGACUUGUUUUUCCUUUGCAUUUUCUUUGUUAGCUUUUCCACUUUUAAUUGAGUAGCAUUUUGUAGAAUAAAAUGGAU
Messenger RNA from Pteronotus mesoamericanus, 6518 nucleotides. RefSeq names its product FOS like 2, AP-1 transcription factor subunit (gene FOSL2). The coding region runs from base 804 to 1784 and encodes 326 amino acids. Gene Ontology annotation, cellular component: nucleus. Gene Ontology annotation, biological process: regulation of transcription by RNA polymerase II. The record is from RefSeq and is a predicted model, not a curated record. NCBI's taxonomy places the organism in Eukaryota, Metazoa, Chordata, Mammalia, Chiroptera, Mormoopidae. Gene Ontology annotation, molecular function: RNA polymerase II cis-regulatory region sequence-specific DNA binding; DNA-binding transcription factor activity, RNA polymerase II-specific. The transcript is spliced from 4 exons.